Ceutorhynchus assimilis (cabbage seed weevil) is the source of this 500-nucleotide messenger RNA. The record is from the annotation of a GenBank genome assembly. Lineage: Eukaryota; Metazoa; Arthropoda; Insecta; Coleoptera; Curculionidae.
UCAUCAUUGGCAGUGUCUCUUUUCAACAAUGCGCAAAUUAGUCAUUUUAGCCUUAGUGGCAUUUGUGUGCUUGAACAUUAAAGCCACUUCCGCAGCAUUAUCAUGCUACGUAUGCCGAUCCAAGAAGGCUUCAGAUUGCGACAUUACUAAAGCGGAUCCUACCACUUGUCCUGACGGAUAUCCAUACUGUAUUGCCUUUGUUGGAGUCAACUCAAGCAAUGAAACAAUUUACUUCCGUAACUGCUUCAGUGGCGAUUGCGAUGUCGAACGCAAAUCUGAACCCAAUGUUGAAUUGAAACAAUGUAACGCAUGUCAAAAGCCAAUGUGCAAUGAUGAUGCAUUCGAGAGUGGGUUGCCUGCAAAAUUGUAAUUGAUUACUUGAUGAUUAAACUUGGGAAAAAUUACUGUUUUUUUUUUCUUUUCAAAUUAAAAAUACAUAGAACCAUCCUGCUAAUAGAACCAAUAAAGCAACAACUAAAAGAGAUUGUUGUAAAUAUAGU